Molecule: messenger RNA, 1440 nt
Organism: Cryptococcus amylolentus CBS 6039
Lineage: Eukaryota; Fungi; Basidiomycota; Tremellomycetes; Tremellales; Cryptococcaceae
Exons: 5
Coding region: 202-1326 (374 amino acids)
Cellular component (GO): cytoplasm
Molecular function (GO): 2-oxoglutarate-dependent dioxygenase activity
Source: RefSeq, a predicted model, not a curated record
ACAGAGGAUAUAAGAAGAGGGAAUUCCAGAUAUCCCCAGCUAUUCCAGAUAUGGCCCAGUGAUCAUCAGUCGCCAUCUCCUCGGCCUCCCGACCGCCUCAGCUCUGCCACACGCAGCACGACAUCUCGCCCCAUACAACGUGCCGUCGCAGGGGGUAUAUACUCUAGUUGCCCACGUUCACCUCCCGUCUCCCCAGCCACCAUGCCCGUCGCCACACCCCACGCACCCCAGUCGUCUCUUGUAGACACCCUCAAGGCCAGCGUCUCCCACGUAGAGCACAAGGAUCACAGCGAGGAGCCAUUCAACCUCCGCGCAUUCGCCCACUUUGACUCGGCCCCCUCCAUCGGCACAGAGUUCCGCGAGUUCUCCAAGGAUGGCAAGCCAGUCAUCGAUAUCCGUGACUUGCUCGGCGACGAGACCAAGCUCCGCGCUCUUGGGCGACUCGUCUCGGAGCGAGGCGUCGUCUUCUUCCGUAACGCCAUCAUCACGCCCGAAGAACAGCGCGUCCUCAUCGACACCCUCGGCCGUCUCGGGGGCAAGCCCAAAGACAGCGGAUUGCAUAUUCACCCGCUUACUGCGACUGCCAGCAAGCUCGGGGACGACGUGCAAGUCAUCUCGAACGAGUAUUCCCACGACUUUGACAAGGGCGGUAUCAAGACCAACCAGGGUGAGAUCUUGAAGCGCGAAUUCGGCAAGGACCUCUGGCAUUCUGAUAUCACGUUCGAGCCUUACCCUUCCGACUAUGCCUCUCUCACGAUCAGGACGUUACCCGAAGUCGGCGGCGACACUCUCUGGGCAUCGGCCUACGAAGCAUACGAUCGUCUCUCCCCCGCUUACCAAACCUUCCUCGAAUCCCUCACCGCCACGCACGCUGCCAAAAAGUUCAUCCCCGGCGCGAUCGCCCAGCGCGGGGACGCCUUCGGCCAGCCGAGGGGCCAUCCCGAGAAUGUCAGCACAGAGCUGGAAGCCGUGCAUCCUGUUAUCAGGACCCACCCAUUGACGGGAUGGAAGGGCCUUUUCGUCAACAAGGAGUUUACGAAAAAGAUCAACGAGCUCACCCAGCGAGAGAGCGAUACGCUUUUGGAUUUUUUGUUUGAACACGUCUCGUCGAACCACGACCUCCAAGUGCGAUUCCGCUGGGAGAAAAACUCGCUCGCGAUCUGGGACAACAGAAUUACGUUCCAUGCUGCUACCAAGGAUACCGACGGGAUCUUGAGAAUCGGCACGAGGUCUGUCAGUGUGGGAGAGAGGCCGUACUUUGACCCCAAGUCGGUUGGGAGGAGGGAGGGGCUUGCAAAGGAAGCGGCGGGAGAAGCUGUCGCCUGAGCGUGUAAAAGACGAAUGGAGACAUUCGAGCUGUAUCUAGGACCAAAGGCCAAGGUUGUACAUACCAAGCAUGAAUUGUAGUAUUGUUGUGCUUUUCACUGGGACCAACGACGG